AUGGAUAUCGACAACUGGCAGGCGAAUAGGAUCAGGAACAGCCGCUAUCUGCAAGAUGGGACGGUGAAGCCUUGGCCAUGGGGGAUCCAGGUCCAGAUCCUCGGGGCAGAGGGCUGCGGGCGACACAGCGUGCUCAAUCGGAUAUGUCUGGACGAAUUCGUCGAGAAUUACAAGGUCACCUCGGGCUGCAAUACUGCUUGCAAGCAAGCUCACAUCCGCGGCCAGUCUUGCGACAUCUGGUUCGACACUCCAGUCUCGUUGACGUCGUUCGGCGACGGCUACCCUCUCAGCAAGCAAGAGCACUUCUCCUGGAUUACGCGCGGCAUCCGAGACAGCGACGCUCUCAUCCUGGCAUACGACCUCUCAGACGCCCGAAGUUUCCAGGUCCUUUGCGAGUUCUGCGCUCGGUGCGAACUCGAGGGCGUUGGCGUCGCGCCCGGAACCAGCCUUCCCUGCCUAAUCAUCGGCACGAAGACCGACCUCCCGAAUCAAGUCCACGUCGAAGAUGGCUGGAGGUUGGCAAAGCGCCUGGGCGGCAGCUUUGUCAUGUGCUGUGCCAAGGAUGGCCAGGGGUUCUCGGAGCUGAUCGAGGAAGCUGUCGGACCGGUCAUCGAGGCGCGGACGAGACUGAUGCGGGAGAGUGAGGAUAAUCUGGGAGAAGCCAUUAGGCAUCUCAUGGCCCAGACAAUAGUUCGACGGCCGAGUCUAAGAAAGAAGCUCAGUUUUCGUCGCCGAGGACGAGAGCCGGAACUCCGUCGGCCGGUGACGAGAGCGCGAUGUUCUGGCGCGCCGCCGCGGUGGACAAUGAGGCGACUGAUUAGCCCGCCGCCUUGGGCGAUUUCCAGAGGGACGAGCUCGGAUUCGAAUGAGAGUGACACUACUCUCGUAGAGUUAUGUCCUCCGGAGUAUCAAUUACCAGUGGACUUGGUCGAGCCAGCCGCGACAGGCUGGGCACCGAAGUUUUGACGCGGGCUAGAAACAUUUAGACACGGGACGGGACGGGACGGAUCGGCGAUAAGUGGAGCCCGACGGAGACGGACCCGGAGCGGGUCAUUGAACGACCGGAGUCGCAAUCAUCACGUUGGGAAACGCCGACAGGGUUGGGACCCAGACAAGGACUGCAGGCAAUUGCGGCGCGGGAAUAUGCUUUGUCGACAAGCUUGGAGAGUUGGGGUACGGCGCAUUCUGGUGAGCGGGGUCUGCUCAAAUUGGAGAAGUUUGGAUUUGGAGAUGAUUUUAGUGCCCAAGGCAGAGAGGGCCAUUUAAUUUAGCCUUUGGAGCAGAACCGUCAAUCCCCCGUCUUUCGGGACUAAUUUAAUAAAUGCCACGGUAUCGUUUGCGCGACGCAUUAGUUGGUGGAUGAAU
Molecule: messenger RNA, 1365 nt
Organism: Ilyonectria robusta
Lineage: Eukaryota; Fungi; Ascomycota; Sordariomycetes; Hypocreales; Nectriaceae
Product: P-loop containing nucleoside triphosphate hydrolase protein
Exons: 2
Coding region: 1-966 (321 amino acids)
Biological process (GO): signal transduction
Cellular component (GO): plasma membrane
Molecular function (GO): GTPase activity; GTP binding; GDP binding
Source: RefSeq, a predicted model, not a curated record